UAUCAUAUGAAAAAACACACUUCAUGAAAAACAUCAAUGAUACCCUUCCACAUCUUAAUUCAUCACAACACAACAUCUAAAACAAACUUCUUUAAAUAUCAGUACCUAGGAGAACUGAUAACAAGCAGUACAAAAGGAACGAUACCAUGGAAAGCAGAGUAUCGUAUAUGAAAUAGUAAGGGCAUUCCAAAUGACAAAAAUAUAUAUAUAACUAUCAAUAGCUCUAUUUGAAAGUGAAAAUGCUAAUUGAUGUGGUGAGGAAAAGAAGAUUACAGUUUUAUGGGCACAUAUACCGAAUGGAUACUAAGAAACCAACGAAGCAGGUCUUCAACUUACUAACCGGCUACAAAUCCAAACCUACACUGUUCACUGAAAUUGACAAUGAUAUGAAAUACACUGGACUUAGAAUGAACGUAAUAGAUAACAGAAUACUUCUUAGGGAAGCAAUAAUAGAUAACAGAAUACUUCUUCGGGAAGCAACCCAAAAGGCAGAAUUUCAUGGGAAAAAAGACGAGGUCUGCAAUCAGAAGAAAGUGAACCCAGGAAGAAACGGAAUAACAAUCUGGAAGGAUGAAGGAAGUCUGGAAGUAACGAAAAUUAACACAAAGAAGCUGUCGACAUUGAUUUCCUCGAAGAAUCUGCUCGAAAGUCCCAAUUAGUAAAUUUAAUGAUGUCAUUCAACUUAAAUACGAAAGUUAUAUGUCCUACAAGAUUAAACAGCUGUCUUGAUCAGGUUGCUACUAACACUGAUUGCACUGUAAAAAUUAUAAAUGUUGGUUUUUCAGAUCACAGUGCACUAACAAUAUAUUUUAAUCCACCAUUCAAUGUACUCCCAUCAGGAGAAACAGUUAUUAAAUGUAGAAGUUAUAGUGAUAGCAACAUAAACAACUUUGUACUUAGCUUAGAGAAAGAAGACUGGCAAAGUGUAUUUACUUCCUCAACAACAAAUGAAAAAUAUGACAAUUUUCUGCAGUAAUUUGAAUAUUACUUUAACUGCCAUUUCCCAGAGAAAACAAAGACUAUCACUAACAAAAAACAGAAUGCUUGGGUCACAAAAGGCAUUAAAAAUUUUAUCAGAAAAGAUGAGGCUGCUGCACAGACUUAGCAAACUCGACAGUGGCAAAUCCAAAGAGUUCAAGGUAUACUAUAAAAAUUACAAAAACGCAUA
Molecule: messenger RNA, 1168 nt
Organism: Schistocerca cancellata (South American locust)
Lineage: Eukaryota; Metazoa; Arthropoda; Insecta; Orthoptera; Acrididae
Exons: 2
Coding region: 240-659 (139 amino acids)
Source: RefSeq, a predicted model, not a curated record